Rhizophagus irregularis DAOM 181602=DAOM 197198 is the source of this 1155-nucleotide messenger RNA. The record is from RefSeq and is a predicted model, not a curated record. NCBI's taxonomy places the organism in Eukaryota, Fungi, Glomeromycota, Glomeromycetes, Glomerales, Glomeraceae.
AUGUCUUUAAAUAAAACACACGAAAAAGCCCCAAAAGCUUCACUUUUAGGAAUAUCAAGUAUUUUACCAAAAGGAAGCGAAGAAUAUUGUCUUUUUGAUAGUGAAAACACGGAAUCUGAAACUAUAUAUGAUGAUAAUUUUGAAACUGAAAUUGAACAAGUUACUUUUUCUUUGGAUGAAGAAUAUUUAAAAAAAGUUAUUGAUAUAGAGGAUACAAGUGAAACAGAUAGUAUAUUUGACGAUGAUUCAAUUUCAGAAACAGAUUCGGAAGACAAUGAUAUAAUUAUUGAACAAAAAGCAUCUAAAAAUUUAACACGAUGUGUUAUUGUUGAUAAGAUCGAAGGCCAUAUUAAAAGAUGUGAAAAUUCAAAAAGUUUUCAAACAUUAUGGCAGCUUUGUGGUGUAUAUCAAAUAGAUGGGAAAAGCAUUGUUGAAGCAGAUGGUGUAUUAGAACGGCUAGGCGUUUGUAGUUAUCAUUUUAACAAUGAUCAAAAAAAUCUUCAUGAGCCGGACUUUAAACAAUUAAAAGACACAAGUCAAAGUGUACUUUAUCAAAAAAGAUGUUUAUUUUGUGAAAAACUUUAUUAUUUUUUUACACGAGGUACGAGAUGCGAGAAACAUUCAUGGAAGAUAAUUGAAAGGAAUGUUCAAGUGGUCUGUAAUGGCCAAUUUAAUUGUAGUGCGUUAGAACCAUACAAUUCUUUAUGUGAAUGUGCUUUUGAUAAAAUUAAAAAUCCUCGAUAUGAAAAUGUUCUUACGGCAAUUUUGCCACAAAUUAGUCCAUUUUUUAAUGCAAAAAAUAAAUCUACAAUGGUAUCACAAUUAGACAUAUCUAAUACACUCGAUAAAUCUCUAUAUUUUAAUCACAGUGCUCCAAGUUAUUUUAUAUUAAAAACAGUAAUGAAAUUAAACCAAAUUCCUAUCGAAUUUCAAGAAGAGGAGUUGAAUGAGCUAAAAUAUAAAGAAAUUGGCCGGGAAAUGGGACAAAAUCUAUGGCAAUCAUAUAAAUGUCUUAAAAAAAAUAUAAAUAACUUACAAACUCCAGAAAGUCUUAAUGAUUAUAUUAGUGUAUUUCCUGGGUCUUUAACAAAUUUUUUUGAGUCUAUGCUUACAACAAUAUUGGAAAAAAAGACCGCAGAAUCCAACCGAAAAUGA